Chrysochloris asiatica (Cape golden mole) is the source of this 5151-nucleotide messenger RNA. RefSeq lists its product as uncharacterized. Gene Ontology annotation, molecular function: calcium ion binding. NCBI's taxonomy places the organism in Eukaryota, Metazoa, Chordata, Mammalia, Afrosoricida, Chrysochloridae. Gene Ontology annotation, biological process: homophilic cell-cell adhesion. The record is from RefSeq and is a predicted model, not a curated record. The coding region runs from base 1 to 5151 and encodes 1716 amino acids. The transcript is spliced from 3 exons. Gene Ontology annotation, cellular component: plasma membrane.
AUGGCUGCUCCAACGAGUCGCCAGCACCUCAGAAGAUUGGUCCUGCUGUGCUUUUUCCUGGGGACACUGUGGGAUUCUUGGGCCAGUCAAAUUCGCUACUUAAUGCCCGAAGAGACAGAAAAGGGCUACAUUGUGGGCAACAUCUCCAAGGACCUGGGGCUGGAACUCCGGGAGCUGGCAGAGCAUGGAGUCCGCAUUGUCUCCAGAGGUAAGAGCCAGCUCUUUGCUCUAAAUCCGAAAAGCGGCUGCUUGAUCACAGCGGGCAGGAUAGACCGAGAGGAGCUUUGUGCUCAGAGUGCACCAUGUUUGGUUAACUUUAAAGUACUGAUUGAAGACAGAGUACAACUAUAUGGAAUUCAAAUAGAUAUAACUGAUAUUAAUGACAAUACCCCAAAAUUCCAGACUGAAAAUCUGGAAGUAAAAAUUAGUGAAAUCGCUGCGCCUGGAACGCGUUAUCCCCUCCCAGAAGCUGUUGAUCCCGACGUGGGCGUAAACUCCCUCCAGAGCUACCAGCUCAGCCCCAAUCGCCACUUCUCCCUGGACGUGCAGACUGGAGAUGAUGGAACUAUAAGCCCAGAGCUGGUGCUGGAGCGCGCUCUGGACCGCGAAGAAGAGGCUGCUCACCACCUGGUCCUCACUGCGUUCGAUGGCGGCGACCCACGUCGCUCCAGCACAGUGCGCAUCCAUGUGACCGUGCUGGAUACCAAUGACAAUGCUCCGGGUUUUGAUCAACCGGUUUACCGAGUGAAAGUCCCAGAGAACGUGCCCUGGGGCACCCGACUGCUAACUGUCAAAGCUACCGACCCAGAUGAGGGAACCAAUGGAAAAGUGGCCUAUAAAUUUUGGAAAAUUAACGAAAAGCAAUCUCCGUUAUUCCACCUUAAUGAAAAUACUGGGGAAAUAUCAACAGCAAAAAGUCUAGAUUAUGAAGAGUGUGCUUUGUAUGAAAUGGAAAUACAAGCCGAAGAUGGUGGGGGAUUAAAAGGUAGGACUAAAGUGCUCAUUUCUGUGGAGGAUGUAAAUGAUAAUAGUCCAGAAGUAACCAUUACAUCUCUGUUUAGUCCAGUGAGGGAAGACACUCCUCCAGGAACAGUAAUGGUGCUUUUUAAUGCUCAUGACGGUGACUCUGGGAAGAAUGGUCAAAUUGUCUGUUCUAUCCAGGAUAAUUUACCAUUUACAUUAGAAAAUUCAAUUGAUGAUUAUUAUCGAUUGUUGACAGCUCAAAUUCUUGACCGAGAAAAAGUCUCUGAAUAUAACAUCACAGUGACAGCGACAGACAGAGGAACUCCAUCCCUGUCCACUGAAACGCACAUCACCUUACAUGUCACUGACAUCAAUGACAAUCCUCCCACCUUUUCCCAUGCCUCUUAUUCAGUCUACCUUCCGGAGAACAAUCCCAGAGGCACCUCCAUCUUCACUGUGACAGCUCAUGACCCCGACAAUGGGGAGAAUGCCAGGGUUAUUUACUCCCUGACCGAAGACACCAUUCAGGGGGCACCACUGUCCUCCUUCGUUUCCAUCAACUCAGACACAGGCGUCAUGUACGCACUUCGAUCUUUCGACUAUGAGCAGUUCCGAGACAUGCAGAUGUGGGUCUCAGCAAGCGACAGUGGGAACCCGCCACUCAGCAACAAUGUAUCGCUGAGCCUGUUUGUACUGGACGAGAACGACAACGCCCCGGAGAUCCUGUACCCCGCCCUCCCCACAGAUGGUUCCACCGGCGUCGAGCUGGCGCCGCGCUCGGCAGAACCUGGUUACCUAGUGACCAAAGUGGUGGCGGUAGACAGAGACUCGGGUCAGAACGCCUGGCUGUCCUACCGCAUGCUCAAGGCCAGUGAGCCAGGGCUCUUCGUGGUGGGGGUGCACACGGGCGAGGUGCGCACCGCGAGGGCCAUGCUGGAUAGAGACGCGCUCAAGCAAAGCCUGGUGGUGGCGGUCCAGGAUCACGGCCAGCCCCCUCUCUCGACCACCGUCACACUUACUGUGGCCGUGGCCGACAGCAUCCCCGAUGUUCUGGUGGACCUGAGCAGUCGGGAGGUCCCCGGUGAUCCAGAGGCUUCCGGCCUAACAUUCUACCUUGUGGUGGCUGUGGCAGUGGUCUCCUGCGUUUUCCUUGCCUUUGUCAUAGUGUUGCUGGCACUUAGGUUGCGACGUUGGCACAUGUCGCACCUUCUUGGGGCUUCAGACAGCGUAUUGCCAAGUCUACCUGCCUCACACUUUGUGGGCGUGGAUGGGGUUCAGGCCUUCCUGCAGACGUACUCCCACGAGGUCUCCCUCACCGCGGACUCGCGGAAGAGUCACCUGAUCUUCCCCCAACCCAACUAUGCGGACACACUUAUCAGCCAGGAGAGUUGUGAGAAAAGCGAGCCUUUGUGUGUUUCAGAUGAGUCCAAGUUUCCUAUAGAAGACACCCCUUUGGUUCCAGUAAGUUCUAUUUUGUACGUUUUUUUUCUUCUAUUCAAGUUGCUUUCUCUUUCAUUUUCUGCACUUCAGGGCCACUGCGGACUGCAGUUUCUUCAGUUUUCCAGAAACGCGUGUGGAAGGACCCAGAGAAGACUGGAGUGCGGGAUGGGAGGGAGCUGCGCGCAGGCACAUCCGACCAGCCGGCUUCAGGUACUGUUAGCCUUCCUGCUGCCUUUGUUCUGCCCCGCGCUCUGCGAACCGGUCCGCUACGCGAUUCCCGAAGAGCUAGCCAAGGGCGCGGUGGUGGGGAACCUCGCUAGAGAUCUGGGGCUCAGUGUUCUGGAAGUGUCCGCUCGGAAGCUGCGAGUUAGCGCGGAGAAGCCUUAUUUCAACGUAGACUUGGAGAGCGGGAACUUGCUUGUGAAGGACCGGAUAGACCGUGAGCAGAUAUGCAGAGAGAGAAGAAUAUGCGAGUUGCAGUUGGAAGCUGUGGUGGAAAAUCCUUUAAAUAUUUUUCAUGUUCUUGUGGUUGUUGAGGAUAUUAAUGAUCACGCCCCUCAAUUCGAUAAAAAGGAUAUACAUUUAGAAAUUGUUGAAUCUGUAUCGGCUGGUGCACGAAUAUCCCUUGACCCUGCCACAGACCCCGACAUAAACACUAACUCAAUUAAAGAUUAUCAGAUAAAUCCUAAUCCUUACUUUUCAUUAUUGAUUAGAGUUAAUUCUGAUGGUAGUAAAUACCCAGAGUUAUCUCUAGAGAAACCCCUAGACCGAGAAGCGCAGAGGUCUCAUCACUUAAUACUGACUGCCUUGGAUGGUGGGGAUCCACCCCAUAGUGCCACAGCGAACAUAGAAAUCUUUGUCAGGGACACCAACGAUAACCCCCCGGUGUUCAGUAAAGAUGAAUAUAGAAUCAGUCUGAGCGAAAAUCUACCUCCAGGAACGUCGGUGUUUCAGGUGACAGCCACUGACCAGGACGAGGGCAUCAAUGCUGAGAUAAACUACUACUUCCGAAGCACCAUUCAGAGCACAAGGCACACGUUCUCAUUAGAUGAGAACACAGGUGUGAUUACGAAUAACCAGUCUUUGGAUUUUGAAGAUGUAGGAAGAUACAGCAUGGAAGUGGAAGCCAAGGACGGAGGUGGACUCUCUACUCAAUGUAAAGUAAUCAUAGAAAUCCUAGAUGAAAACGACAACAGCCCAGAAAUAAUCAUAACGUCUCUCUCUGAUCACAUUUUGGAGAAUUCUUUUUCUGGAAUGGUUGUUGCCCUUUUCAAAACACGGGACAGGGAUUCUGGGGAAAACGGAGAAGUCACGUGUCGAAUAGGACGAGAUGUUCCUUUCAAGAUUCUUUCUUCUUCUAAAAAUUACUACAAGCUGUUGACAGAUGGAACCUUGGAUCGAGAGAAGACUCCAGAAUACAACGUUACUAUUACAGCAACCGACAAAGGCAAGCCGCCACUGUCCUCCAGCACAAGCCUCAUUCUGCACAUCACCGAUGUCAAUGACAACGCGCCAGUAUUCCACCAGGCCUCCUACGUGGUCCACGUGGCUGAGAACAACCCUCCUGGCGUGUCCAUUAUGCAAGUCAGUGCUUCUGACCUGGACUUAGGGAUCAACGGCCAAAUAUCCUAUUCCAUCGUGGCCAGCGACCUGGAACCGCGGGCACUGUCAUCCUACGUGUCUGUGAACACGCAGAGUGGGGUGGUCUUCGCUCAGCGGGCCUUCGACCACGAGCAGCUACGCGCCUUCGAGCUGACGCUACAAGCGCGUGACCAGGGCUCGCCCGCGCUUAGCGCCAACGUGAGCCUGCGUGUGCUAGUGGGCGAUCGCAACGACAACGCGCCCAGGGUGUUGUAUCCGGUGCUGGGACCCGAAGGCUCUGCGCUCUUUGACAUGGUGCCGCGCGCAGCACAGCCUGGCUACCUCAUCACCAAGGUGGUAGCGGUAGACGCAGACGCUGGACACAAUGCCUGGCUGUCUUACCACGUGCUGCAAGCCAGCGAGCCUGGUCUCUUCAGUCUGGGGCUGCGCACGGGAGAAGUGCGCACAGCACGCGCCUUGGGCGAUAAAGACGUGUCCCGUCAGCGCCUGCUUGUAGCUGUGCAUGAUGGAGGGCAGCCACCACUCUCAGCCACCGCUACACUGCUCCUGGUCUUCGCAGACAGCCUACAGGAAGCGCUACCAGAUUUCAGCGACCGCCCCACUUCCCAGGACCCCCAGGCUGAGCUGCAGUUUUAUCUGGUCCUUGCUUUGGCUUUGAUCUCAGUGCUCUUCCUCCUCGCGGUAAUUCUGGCGAUUGCUCUGCACCUACGACGCUCCUCCAGCUCCACCGCUGGGGGCUGCUUUCAAAUUGAUUUUUGCUCCAAAUCAGGACCUGUGGUUCCCCCCAACUACAAUGAAGGGACUUUGCCGUAUUCUUACAAUCUGUAUGUUGCACAGACGGGAAAGACAGAGUUUAACUUCUUAAAAUGUAGUGAACCCUUGCAUUCUACACAAGACAUAAUUUGCGGUGAUUCUUCUGGUGACUUAAUUCCACUUCAUGGGGAUAAUUUGACUCCACCUUCUAAUACUCUAGCACCGGAGAACACGCAGUCAGAUCUCCAUCCGAAUUCUCCGGGCUUCAACUACACAAAGCCCCACAGUUUGUACAAACGGACUCCAGAACUGCAGGGAAACUCACUCCGCAAUUUAACGUGCGCAGGUUACAGAGACUCACUGCAGCCACAGAAAGAAAAAGGAAUGGAUUGA